This is a messenger RNA of Nothobranchius furzeri (turquoise killifish), 2094 nucleotides long. RefSeq lists its product as uncharacterized. The record is from RefSeq and is a predicted model, not a curated record. Lineage: Eukaryota; Metazoa; Chordata; Actinopteri; Cyprinodontiformes; Nothobranchiidae.
AAUUUACAUGGGGGGGUUAAUGUUCAAUAGUAAUUUCACUUUAUGAAGACAUUUUUUUAAAAAAGUGGAGGGAAAAUGCAUCUACUUACCAACUAGUAACACUGUCUUAUAAUUUUUUUAAUGUUCUCCCCUCUUUGCUGUUCAUAGAAAUUAUUUAUUACAUAGCACCUUUCAAAAUAAGUCACAAGGUGCUUCACAAGAACAAAAAAAAUUAAAGAAUAAAACACAUAUAAAAAUGGAUAAAAAAUAUAAAAAAAUGGGAAAAAUGUCAAAUAAAAUUUGAUAUGAAGACAAAAACUAGUAAGUAAUGGUGAUACAGGAUCCCGAGUAAAGCACAAUUAAUAGAAACCGCAGCAUGAAAUAGGAAGUCAGAAAAAUCAACAGAAGGUCAAACAAAAGCCAGCCUGAACAGAUCUGCUGCUUUUUAAAUGAGACCACUGAGUCCACUCCUAACUCUCACCAGGCAGGUAACGUAGACUUUUGCAUCAGUUCUUGCCAGCGUUAGAGGUCCGCGUCCAGUUUGAUAGUUGGACAUUUUAAAUAUUUAGAGGGAGAUUGUAACUAACCUGUAGAGACUGAACAUUUAAAAGCGAGUGUCUGACUUUCAAAGUGAACAUUUCUCUGUUUCUUGGCCUACUUAUCCAUCUUACCUGUCGUGUGGCGGAGUCAACUGAUAAAAUCUAGUCUCACAGUUUGGGUGAACAGAUCACCUGCUGUGGAAAAUGUUGAACAAUACAUGACAGCACGCAGACUGUCAGCGUGUGGUCCACAUCCUGCAAAGAGGAAACUCUUGUUAAGACAUGUGCCUAUUAUUUACACAGAUUAGCGUGGGCAGACUUUUUAGAUUAAUUAACAAAUUAGGGGGAAAAAUGUGGUUACUUGACACGGUGUCAAAGGGAUGGUGGCGCCAUAAUUAAUGGUUAUUCUAGCCUUAGCUUUGGGUUACACAGGAGCCAGUUGUCUAACAGAUAAUCCUUUCAGAGCAAUGUCACCCAACUCAUUCUUAGCCAUGUAGGUAGGUGCUGAUGCUUGUGGACUUCUCAUCACCCUAGGAGUUUCUGAUCUUGUUUUUCAAAGGGAAUGCAAUAUUAGUCUUUCCUUCAUUUUUGACACCUUUCCGUAGGAUGGCUUCAUCUGGUAAAAGUGAUAAACUAUCCAAAUUUGAGAUGCUGAAGCUUUUGGAAAAUUGCAGAAAGGAAAGAGAUGAUGCUUUGCAAAGAGAGAGUGUUCUAAAGGAGAAACUCAGGCAGUAUGAGACAAGGAUGCGUUCAUCUGAGGCUCAAAGACAAAAGCUGAAGACCCUGAUGGCUGAAACCAAAGAACUAAAGAAACAAGUGAAGACUCUUCGGACUGAAAUUGGGCUAGAGAACAGCCCCAGUUUUAACGGGAAGACUACCAAGGACGUAGUCAAUGACCUGCGUGAGAAGGAGCGUGAGUGCACCUCUCUGGUAGAGAAAUCUACAAAACUUAGUUUGACUGUUGAUGACUUGACAGCAGAGCUGUCAAAUACAGUCACCACCAAGACACUUUUAGAAGACCAAGUACGGUCGCUGCAGCAAAAUCUCAAGGAUAUGACUAAUAACCAACGCCGUCUAUUGAAGCUGUGGGAAGACAAGAAGAUCCAAAGGGAGCAGCUUACUCUCCCUGUUAUCACCCAGAGACCACUUUCUCACAAAGCAGCUCAGACUGACAUGUCUGUCAGCACAUUCCAAAAGCUUCCACCUAAUGCUUUUGAAACCAAGACCACCUCUAAGGACAAUGACUGAAGGCUGUUCCAGAAAAACACAGUUCAAGAUUUGGAAACAUGAGAAAUCCCAUAAUGCACAAUGAAGCCAAUAAAGGAUUUCAUCAGCAUGGACACUGAACAUGACAGACUUAAUUGAAUUUACAAAACAAGAAUUAUGUGAUAAGACAAAAUAAGACUGGCAUAUUACAAAACUGAGGUUACGCAUUACAAAACGUGAAUUAUAUGCAACAAAAGUUACAGUUACAAAACAUGCUACAAAACUUGCUACACGUUACAUGUAAUAUUGUCCUAAUCCUAGCUCCAUACUUAUUAGAUUUGUUUUGCUUUGUAUAUGUCAUUAGAAACAG